AUUUUGCAAAACUCAAAAAAACGACGACGGAAAAGAAAAAGGCAUUUCUUUUGUCGGUUAGGAUAUCUUUUUGUCGCUGGAUAAUGUGAGUGAAUUAAGUUUGUGUGGCGGUGGAUUUGUGUAAAUUGUUUUCUUGUCUGGACGUUACAAAGGACAGCUGUUUAACGUCCUUGAUCAAAAUUCACCUGCACUCACAUCACAUGACAUCAUUCUGACAAAAUGGAAGAUGAGAAUGAAUAUAAGAAGUUAUCGACCGAAGAUAAAUGUGUGCACAAGCUGUGGAAGGCCCGCGUGGCCGGCUACGAAGAAGCCAUCAAACUCUUCAACCAGAUUGACGAUGAGAAGUCUCCGGAGUGGAACAAAUACCUUGGGCUGAUCAAGAAGUUUGUGACUGACAGCAAUGCGGUGGCUCAGGAGAGAGGUAUGGAAGCGGCGCUGGUGUUCGUGGAGAACUGCGCGGCGGCCGGCAAGACGGUGGGCGAGGUGAUGGCGGGCAUCGUCGCCAAGUGCAUCGCCGCGCCCAAGACCAAGACCAAGGAACUCGCGAUGCAGAUAACACUGAUGUACAUAGAGAUAGAAAAACAAGAGAUUGUAGAAGACGAACUCCUGAAAGGGAUGGAACAGAAGAAUCCUAAAGUGGUGGCGGCUUGUACUGCGGCGUUGAAUUCUGCACUCAAACAGUUCGGCAAUAAGGUGAUAGCUAUCAAGCCGAUGGUGAAGAAAAUACCCGUACUGCUGACUGACAGGGAUAAAGGAGUCCGGGAUGAGAUGAAGGCACUCGUCGUUGAGAUGCAUAGAUGGAUCGGGGGCGCCAUCGAGCCGCACAUCGCGUCUCUCCAAGCAGUCAUGCAGCAGGAACUGCGCGAGGCAUUCAGCAGUAGUGGCACUGCGCAGCCCACGCGCUACCUGCGCUCACAACAGCACCGCAUCAGAGACGUGCCCGCAGACGCCGGCGACGGUGUAGCAGACGACGAAGACCAAGAAGUGAGCGGCGGCGACUGCGCGGACGUCGACCCUUACGACCUGCUCGACCCCGUGGAGAUCCUGUCCAAACUGCCCAAGGACUUCUACGAGAAGCUAGAAGCCAAGAAGUGGCAGGAGAGGAAGGAGGCGCUGGACUCGCUGGAGAACCUGCUGAAGACUGCCCCUAGACUGGAGCCGGGGGAUUACGCUGACCUCGUGCGGGCUUUGAAGAAGACAAUAUCGAAGGACGCGAAUGUAAUGUUGGUGGCUUUGAGCACGCGGCUGCUGGGCAUGGUGGCCCUAGGGCUGCGCAACAGGUUCCAGCCGUACGCGGUGGCGUGUGUGCAGGCUAUACUGGAAAAGUUCAAGGAGAAGAAGCCCAACGUAGUCGCCGCGCUCAGGGACGCCGCCGACGCUAUAUACCCCUGCACGAAUCUAGAAGCGAUAAUGGAGGACAUGCUUGCGGCGUUUGACAACAAGAACCCGUCAAUAAGGGCGGAAAGCGCUCAGUUCCUAGCGCGAGCUCUGUGUGUGACGCAGCCCGCGGCUUUCAACAAGAAACUCAUCAAGGCAUAUGUAGCUGGACUCCUGAAGUUGUUGGAGAGUGCUGAUCCGUCAGUGCGCGACGCGGCGGCCGAAGCACUAGGCACGGCUACCAAGCUGGUUGGCGAGAAGAACAUCGCCCCACACAUUGGGAAGAUCGACAACUUGAAGGAACAGAAGAUAAAGGAGUUUGCUGAUAAGGCUGAAAUCAAAGUGAAGGUAGCAGCUCCGAAGAAGGAGGCCAAGCCGAAAGCCGCCGCGGCGCCGGCCAAGGCCGACGCGAAACCCGCUGCCGGCUCUGCUCAGCCUAAACCUGUCAAACGGCCUAACACAGCGGUGGUGAAGAAGCCGCCCGCCAGCAAGAAGGCGGCGGCGCGGGCCGUGGCCAGCCCGCCGCGCGAGCACGAGCUGCCGCAGGAGGAGGUGGACGCCCGCGCCGCGCAGCUGCUGCCGCCCGACGUCGUCACGGGUCUAGGCGAUGGCAACUGGAAGACUCGCCUGCAAGCAGCGCAGAGCUUCCACUCCAUCAUCCAGGGUCUGACCACCACCGACGCCUCAGCACAGGUUCUCUACCGCAUUCUGAACAAGAAGCCGGGCCUUAAAGACACCAACGUGCAGGUGCUCAAAGCGAGACUGGAGGCCUGCAAGCACAUAACUGAAAACUUCCCUGUUUCCACGGUGGCCGCAGACUUCGUCCUCCAAGACAUAGUAACGAAACUCGGCGACACAUCCUGCUCAGCUGUCUCAGCAGAUUGUCUCACGGCCAUGGCGGAGUCCUGCGGGCUCGAACACGUGCUCAACGAAGGCCUAUCCUUCGCUAUGGACAGCCAGAAGAACCCUAAAGUGCAGUCUGAGUUGUUUAACUGGAUGUCCAACGCUGUCAAGGAGUUUGGGUUCAACAUGAACAUAAAGUCGAUAGUGGCGCACUCGAAGAAGGCCCUGUCAGCUACGAACCCCAACGUGCGCACCUCCACAGUAAACUUCCUGGGUGUGCUGUCCCUAUACGCGGGGCCCUCCAUACUGAACCACUUCGACGGGGAGAAGCCGGCCACCAAGCAGCUGAUCAGCUUGGAGGUGGACAAGUUUGCCAACAGCACCCCGCCGACCCCGACACGCCAUAUCGGCAGUGUUACCAAGUCUGGCAGUAAAGGCUCGGUGGGCGACGAGAUAGAGGACGACGCAGAGGAGGCAGGCGAGGAGGAACCGGCGCCAGUUGAAGACUGCCGACCCCGCACCGACAUCGCGCCGCUAAUUACAGACGCGCUGGUUGCCGAGCUCAACGAUAAGAACUGGAAGGUCCGCAACGAAGCUUUAGACAAAGUGAAAGCCAUAAUAACCAACUCGGCGCCCAUCAAAUCAUCUCUGGGCGAGCUCCCAGCGGCCCUGGCGUCACGGCUCGUGGACUCCAACUCAAAACUGGCGCAGUCAGCGCUGAACAUCUGCGAAGCCCUGGCCUCUGCCAUGGGGCCUAAGUGCAAGAACCAUGUUAGGACGUUCUUCCCUGCAUUCUUCCAAGCGCUGGGCGACAGCAAGCAGUGGAUCCGCGCGGCGGCGGUGUCGGCGCUGCAGGCGUGGUGCGCGGCGGCGGGCGCGGGCGCGGCGCUGGACGGCGAGAUGGUGGCCGACGCGCUGCGGGCCGGCUCGCCCACGCUGCGGGCCGCGCUGCUGGCCUGGCUGGCCGACCACCUGCCCAACGUGCCACCAAAAUCGUUUCCCCGUGAAGAGCUGUUAGUGUGCGUGCCCACGCUGUACGCGUGCUUGGAGGAGCGCGCCGCUGACGUGCGCAAGGCUGCGGCCGACUGCGUGCUGCCUUUCAUGCUGCACUUGGGGUAUGAGGCCAUGCACAAGCAGAUUGACAAGAUCAAGCCGGCGUCAAAGUCAGUAGUCCAAGCAGCCCUCGACAAAGCGCGGCCGAGCCUGCCAGUGCAGCCACUCCCAGCCAAGUCCAAGAAGGAGGACAGUCGCGGCGUCAAGACUGGCGGUGCCUUGAAGAAGGAUGCUGAGAAGAAGACUGCGCCUGCCAAGGGCAAGAUCGUGAAGCCGGCAUCAGCGUCUAGCCGAGGCAAGAAGGAAGACGAGGACUGCACCCCUCUGCUCCCCAACAAUAACGCCAAGAACCAGCGUAUCAUCGAUGACCAGAAACUGAAGGUUUUGAAGUGGAACUUCACCACCCCUAGAGAAGAGUUCUUCGAGCUGCUCAAAGAACAGAUGACUACAGCUGGCUUAAACAAACAGCUGAUCGCUAACAUGUUCCAUAAUGACUUCAGAUACCAUCUAAAAGCAAUAGAGGCCCUAUCUGAAGACUUAAUUGAGAACGGUCCGGCGCUUAUGGCCAAUCUGGACCUGGUCCUCAAGUGGCUGACCCUCAGGUUCUUCGACACCAACCCGACAGUCAUCCUGAAGGGUCUGGAGUACCUCUCCAUAGUAUUCCAGUAUCUUAUGGAUAGUGAUUACACUAUGGCGGAGUAUGAGGCAUAUUGUUUCAUCCCGUAUUUGGUGCUCAAGGUUGGUGACCCAAAAGACUCUGUUCGUAACGGCGUGAAAGCCCUGUUUAGGCAGAUUUGUGUGGUCUAUUCAGUUACCAAACUGUUUGGGUACUUGAUGGAAGGACUCAAAUCUAAGAACGCUAGGCAGAGAGCAGAAUGCUUGGAAUGCAUCGGGCACCUGAUAGAAACUUAUGGAUCGACGGUGAUGUCCCCAACGGGCGCUGUGGCGCUCAAGGAGCUGGCCAGGCAUAUCGGAGACAGGGACAACGCUGUAAGAUCUGCCGCGUUGAAUUGUGUCGCCAGCGCAUACUUCCUAGAGGGCGAGAAGGUGUAUAAGAUGAUUGGGCAGAUAUCAGACAAGGACUUAUCCCUCCUAGAAGAGCGCAUCAAGCGCGCCGGCAAGAGCCGCAGCGCGGAAGCCCGGCGCUCUAUGGUGGUGCCUCUAUCUGCUUCCGGGAGACCCAUACAGCCGGUGGUGGAUGACGAGCCAAGGAGGGUCAUACAGGAGGCGCCACAGGAGUAUGAGGAGGAAGAGGAGGAGGAGCCUGUACCUCCGCCUGUGAUUGCCCCUAGAGCUCCAGAACCGAAGGUGAUUAUGGGUCCGUUCGGGCUGGACCCGCAGCUGAUAGCAGAACUAGACGCGGCGGUGCCACACUUGUCGAGACCUCAGCUGCCCGAGUUGGACCUCAAGUUCUUGGACGAGCCUAUACCAGCCUCCACUGUUCCACGGGUGCCGAGACCCGCACCGCCUGUCCGUCAGAGUACGAUGCCGAUGUCCCCGCCGCGGCUGACGACGCAGCACCCGUUGGUGACCCCGCUGGUGAGCACGCAGCCCAACAUGGACGACUCGCAGCUCUGCAUCACCAUACAUGCCAUCGCCAGCCCGGACCUUAACGCGGCCAUUCGAGCGCUGUCACAUAUUUCCGGCGUGCUCGUGUCGGGACGCGGCGCGGCCCUGGCUGCGCACGAGGAGAAAUUGGUUACUGCCAUCGCUGCACAGGUCCGACACCUUCGCACUGGGACCGCUGAUGCGCAGGAGACGCUACCCGCUUACAAGUAUCUCGCCGGAGCACUCAACACUUUCUACGAGACGGGCGGGUGCGGGUCGCACGUGGGCGAGGCGGCGCUGGCGGCGCUGCUGGGCGAGCUGCUGCGUGUGCUGGGCGCGGGCGGCGCCGCGGCCGGCGGCGACCACGAGCGCCUCGCCAGGAUCCUCAACAACGUGUGCGUGCGGGUGCUGGAGCACACCCAGCGUACGCCGCUGCUCUGCGCAAUAGUGUCACUGCUGCACGAGUCUAUCGGCGUGUCGGACCCGGCGUACCCGCGCUACCAGGACCUGCUGCUCAAGUGCUUCUGGAAGACGUUGAAGAUGAUAGCCUCCUGGGACGUGCACUCUGUCGACUACGACGCCGUGCUGUAUAAGAUACACCUGUUCUACAAGGCUUACCCGAACAGCUAUUGGAAGAAGAAUCCAGAGAUCAGUGAUACGCCUUACAGGACGGUGAAGACCCUAGUUCACACGCUGGUGAAGAUGAAGGGCGCGUCGAUCACCAACCACCUGACGCAGAUACCUGACGUCAAUGAGUCCGAUCUCUACCCCUACCUGCUUAAAGUACUGAAGCAACUGAAGUUAGACGACAAGAAAGAGAACACAUCGGACGCAAUCAACGGCGGCAGUAUGGGCAACGUGUUGGCGUCGGUGACGCCCAACAACGCGUCGCUCAGCCAGGGCCGGCUGCCGCGCGGCGUGCACGAGGAGCUCGCGCUCAUACUCAAGAGGAUCGGCACCAAGGAGCACAACAGGGACGCGCUGUCGCAGCUCUAUGACCUCCGGGAACGCCACCCAGAGGUAGACAUCUGGACGUUCAUGCAGGGGUCAUCGUUCUACUUCCGCAACUACGUGGAGCGAGGGCUGCGCGAGGUGGCCGAGCAGCGCAAGAUGGCCGCCAUGCCCAUCUACAAGCACGACUACAAGACAGACAAUAUCGACAUCAGUAACGAGAACGACGAGAAAUCACAUGUAGUAUUCUUGGAAAGGCUGAGAGCUUUACAGGCGAAAGCAGGUCUCAAGACCGAGUCAUCACCGUCGUCGCAGCCGAGAACGCCGAUCGGCGACAAUAGAGCUCUUGCUGACUCUAUCAAUGAGAAUACUCUGACCCGCACGCAUAGUAUCGACCCACAGUUAGAGCUGCACACAACUCAACCGCUAUCCCACAAGAACGAAGCGGCGGUGGACGUGCUGCGCCUCAAACUGCAACAGAUCAAGAGCUCCUCCAAGAGAUAAGGUCGCCUGUCUCCCUCGCACACACGGUAGCUCUCUCACGCGAUUACGUCAUCAGUGUCCACACCCAUCACGUGAUAUGUACUUGACGAAAAACUUUUUAAAACUUUGUUGACAAAAACGUCCUCUCUAAUAGGAAAAGUUUUGAAGGGGACGCGGUAAGAUGAUAAAUAAUAAACCAGUCCUCAACCUUUUGUUCCAAAUACAAGAUUUGUUAACAAAAAAAGUAGUAAAAAGUUUAUCGUAAAGUACGUCAUGAUUUUCCACAUCUUACGAAGAUAUUUUGGUUCGAUUUCAUGUUAGUCUUUCAUGAAAUGUACUUGUUUCCAAUUAUAAUCUCAUUAGUUCCUAGAGUUUAAUUACAAUUAAAAAUACAAAAAGUUUGGCAAGUCUGUAGAAAUAUUUGGACUUUUAGACGGACACACGAAAUGGGAUAUUACAUGAUAUUAAGAAAUGUUGCAGUUUCCUCGUUAUAUGAAGAAGGAACAGCCCAAUAUUAGUAAAAGGUCAACGAUUCCAAUAUAUGAUAAAAAAUGCAGUAAUAUCCGCAAUAGCUGUAGAUUUCGUACCUAUUUCAUAUAAAACUCAACUAUUUUACGCUUUGCAGUGAGUUAAACCUUGUAUUAUAUCACAAAUCGUUCUUUCUAUAGCAUUGCCACACUUUUUGUACUUAAUUAUGUUUAAAUAGGGUAGUUUCCAACUAGUCAAAUCAGUUACUAAACGUGAAAACACGAAAUUACUAUGGAAUUAGUAUGAAAAAGCAACAUGAAACUUCAUAGAAAAACGUGACAAAAUGUCGAACUUAUUCUUACAUUUUUCUUUAUUAAAAUUCAUAAAUAAGAUAAAUAGAAAAACGAAAACGUUUUUUGUCGCCUUUAGAUCUGUAUUUAUAUAGUAAUCAGAAUUUCAUAAUUUAUCUUUGACCUAGGAAACUACCCAAUUGUCCAUAAUAUAAGUCCGAUGGCCUAUUUAGAUGCUGACUAUUCGUCCCUGAGGUCGUUUUAUGACAAUACAGCUCAGUAUCGCCACAGACAGGGUAAAAGCUUUCAAUCUCUGUGUGAUUAUCUGUCAUAGAUGAUUGAUAAUCAUGUGGUUUCCCGGAUUUGUGCCUGGUUAAUGUCAAUGGGCUCGCCCCCUAUUAACUUCUUGUCUACCAAAAUGGGGGUCUCAACUAGACAAAAUGUAAAAUAUAUUGUUAUACGGCAGAUUAGAGGUACUAUGCACUGCCUCCCCUGCGGGGAUACAGGCGCGAUGCUAUGAUUCUGACGCCGACACGGACGCCUAACGCCUGAUUGACGGAAAGUUGAUGGAAUCUGUUCUAAUGCUGUAGAGAAAAGUAUCAAUACGAGUACAUACAUCAUGAUAUUGAUCAAUAUAUUUAUGUGGUUGAUUGAGAGUUUGUAUGUACAAAUGUUACACUAUCAAUCUCUACACAUUGAAACACUUUCACCGUCACUUCAACUGUCACCAAUCAAGUUCGUAUUUUUCGUAAAACGAAAGAGUUGUCUGUGUAAACAUAGAAUUAGUAUACAGUUAAAAUGUUGUAUAUUGCUUGCCAUCGUUUGAUAGUAACUUGGGGAUUAGAUUAACCGUCUCAUGGAAGCGAGGCGACUGUUUCUGUAAUACGAAAUGAUUUUUAAUAGACUUCAAAAACGAAGGUUAUGUUACGUUGUCUUUGGGUAAAGUCUUGUACAGAUCUUUAAAGUCUUGUCGUCUUUUGAGAUUAGCGCUUAAACCCCAUAACCUUGGACACUUUAAUUUAUACUCAAAAACCUUUAAAAAAUCAUGAAGUAUUUUGUCUGUAUUAAUAUUUUAAUACUUAAGAACGGAAUGUCAUUCAAAAUGUGUAAUAGGCUAGUUUCCAACUAGUCAAAUCAGUUACUUUUUACUAAACGUCAAAACACGAAAUUACUAUGGAAUUUGUAUGAAAAAGCACUCUGUGACGUCAUAGAAAAACGUGACAAAAUGUCGGACUUAUUAUUACGUUUUUCUUGAUUAAAAUUCAUAAAUAAGUUUAAUAGAAAAAAGAAAAUGUUUUUCGUUAGUUUUAGAUGUGUCUUUAUUUAGUAAUCAGAAUUUCAUAAUUUAUCUUGAACCUAGUACACGACCCUAUUGUGUAUCACUAGCACUUAGACAGCACGUUUUCAACAGCAAAUUGUUUAACCAUAGCCACCUGAUUUUGACCGUUUGUAUGAGCUUAAAUGUAAAUUUUUACUAAACUCGAGUUACAUAAGCCAUUUUAAUUGAAAACUAUGAAUAAAAAUUUCAAAUACGAAAAAAAUACUGAUGACUACAUUGUAUACUAGAUUAACAGAUAUUUUAUCUUUUGUGUACUCAAAUCGUCGGGUAAAGGAUAACUGAUAGAAUUGUACUAGUUAGUAAACCUGUAUCUCCUAGCCAAUGUAACAAUGGCGCCGAUUCCAGUACUCACCAUCUAAUUUUAUUUAAAGGUAUACCUGUCAUGUUCUUAUACACCGAAAAGGAAAGGAACGGAUGAUCGACAGGAGUAAAAUUUAUGGAACACACGUCAAUUUUAGGCAGAAAAAACAACCCUCUCAAAAUUUUACACUGGCCAAUAACCCGACAGAAUUAGGUUAACAGUACACGUCGAUCGGUUGCAUAUCAUCGGCAUGUCUAUUUGAUUCGCCCGGGUUAUUCACUCAUUCAUUUUAUAAUUAACAGCUGUCAAUGAUCUGUCCCUUUCCUUAUCGGCGGAUAAGAAAAUGACAGGUAUAACUUAAAAUAAAAUUGGGAGGUGUCUGCAGGAAUCGGGGCCAAUAAUCGACUUUUUAAACUAAUCAUAAUGUUAUGGUAUACCGAAAUGACCCGUAGUGAGAGUUAAAGAGUAAUAUUGUAUGUAUGAAAUGAUCAAUGUAGUUUUCGAUUCACUUGAAAACUAUUUAUUGGUACGAUAUUUAUGUAUUUUCUAUUGAUUUUGUUUUGUGGGUUCGCGAUGGUUGUAAUCACAGUGGUUGCGUUUGAUUUAUUUGCGGAACAGUCGGAUUUGCAAAACCCUCAAACUAAUUGAAAGUGCCUUUGCAGUCAUUCUAGUGACUACGCGACUGGCAGUGGGCAGUGGAGUUCAAGAAAACUUGCUAAGCUUUGUCUCAAAAAAUAUCUUUUUUCAGUAGGUAACAUAGUUACACUUUGAAUCGUCAAUUUUACAUAACGAACGUCUCAUCCGCCUAAAACUACUGCAGCUUCUCACAACCUGUAUAGCCGGGGAAAAGAAGCUGCGAGAAAAACCUUGGAACAGGGCCCUAGACGUUCUUUAAAAAAAUAAAAAUAAACAUAAAAUAUUGGUAUACAAUUGAGUAAUUUAGCUGCCUAAUAUCAGUUCUCAGACAGUCUAGCUAAAUGCAGCCCGUAUGUAAACAUCACUGAUUUAAUAACACAUCAUCAUCUCCCUAGCGUCAUCCCGUUUCUCACGGGGUUCGAUCCCGUUUCUCACGGGGUUCGCUUACCUAACCUGAAGAUUUGACGGGUCCGGUUUUUUACAGAAGCGACCGCCUGUCUGAAAACCAGCCCAAUACAGGUUACUGAUUAAAAACACGAAUUUACUUAAAGAAUCGGAAAGUAUUACAUACCUAUAAUUAAUAUGUUUUAUUAGUAAAGAUUGUUGGUGACGUCGCGACCCAAUUCUUGUUUGUUUCUCGUCAAUUGGUUGAAGAUUAAGACUGGUUCUAGAGAUUGCGUCUCGUUAUAGUUAUUUAAUGUGUUUUUACUGAUUUAUUUGUACUUUGAUGUAAAAGUGUUGUGUUUGUGGUUAAUGAAACGGUGAGUGGCUUGGCAUGAUAGCACAGAUAUUCUGUUGGACUUUGUAGAGCAAAUUGUUACGAUUGGGUCUGUUACAGUAUUCUAUAGAAUUAACAAGGUAUUUGAAUUUUCUUUUGGUGUUGCAUUCUAUUAGAGGUUGUUUGUAUCUUCCCUCGCGGUGUGAGCGAAAGUGUAUCAAGUGUUACCUGCAAGCCUGUGCUAUGUUGCCAAGCAUUAGUCGUCAUCCAGUAGGUUUGUUAGCAAAACUUGGAGCUGAGAUGAGGCCAUAACUUAUAUAACCUCGUAUAUUUUAAACUCAUCCUAAUUUGGAACAAAUUAUAAUCCAGACAUUCCCAUACAGUAUUGGUUUCAAACUUUUUCUGUAUCUGUUACUAUUUAUGAUUCAUCAAAAACAUCAUCAUUUCUAACCACAGCUCUUUAUUGUUUGUAAGCAGUUGGUAACCCUGUGAUUUAUAAUUUGAGUUAUGUUUUGGUGGAACUAAUUGCUUUAUGAAUAUUGUUAUAACUCCAGCACGGUUAGUUCGCUGCAAAGGGCAUGUAAUAAAUACGAUACGAUCUUACAGUUUAUAAAUGUUAAAUCGCCCUGAAAUCAUGAUAUCGCCCUAAAAUGGU
Pectinophora gossypiella (pink bollworm) is the source of this 10662-nucleotide messenger RNA. It is a transcript of the gene msps, whose product is annotated as protein mini spindles. The coding region runs from base 220 to 6276 and encodes 2018 amino acids. Lineage: Eukaryota; Metazoa; Arthropoda; Insecta; Lepidoptera; Gelechiidae. Gene Ontology annotation, biological process: mitotic spindle organization; establishment or maintenance of microtubule cytoskeleton polarity; microtubule polymerization. Gene Ontology annotation, molecular function: microtubule plus end polymerase activity; microtubule plus-end binding. Gene Ontology annotation, cellular component: spindle pole; kinetochore; microtubule plus-end. The transcript has 36 exons. The record is from RefSeq and is a predicted model, not a curated record.